Meloidogyne enterolobii is the source of this 384-nucleotide messenger RNA. The record is from the annotation of a GenBank genome assembly. NCBI's taxonomy places the organism in Eukaryota, Metazoa, Nematoda, Chromadorea, Rhabditida, Meloidogynidae.
AUGGAUUUGAUUAAAUUAUCUGCUUGUUCCAUAUUGCUUUGUUUUAAAGCAAAAAGUAUUUUCAGAUUCUUAAAUGAUUGUAAAAAUGCAAUAUUUGGAGAUCCAAUUGAAACUGCCAAAGUUUUUUCAUUAAAAAAUAAUUCAAUAAAAAUACGCCUCUUAAAGGUUUGUGCCCCCUCUUUAAUAUAUAAUCUACAAAAUAAUUUGUAUUACGUUGCUUUAUCCAAUUUGGAAUCCACGACAUUUUGUGUUAUUUAUCAAUUGAAAAUUUUAACAACAGCGAUUAUGUUGAGAAUAUUGCUUGGGAAACUAAUUUCUAGAAUACAAUGGAUUGCUCUUUUAAUUCUUGUUAGUAAACCUCCAUUAUUAGACACACCCUUGUGA